This is a messenger RNA of Colletes gigas, 9316 nucleotides long. RefSeq lists its product as uncharacterized. The coding region runs from base 427 to 6507 and encodes 2026 amino acids. Gene Ontology annotation, cellular component: cortical actin cytoskeleton; apical plasma membrane; apical junction complex. Gene Ontology annotation, molecular function: actin filament binding. Gene Ontology annotation, biological process: actin filament organization. The transcript has 13 exons. The record is from RefSeq and is a predicted model, not a curated record. Lineage: Eukaryota; Metazoa; Arthropoda; Insecta; Hymenoptera; Colletidae.
GCUAAGAAGGACGCUAAGUUCGCGCGCUGAAGGGUUCGUCGUCUGCCUCCGCGGCCAUGUCAACGCGGUGAACACGAUCUCGGUGCCCGUCCGUUCGUCUCUGUCGUGGGACAAUCUCGCACGUGGCCACGGCGGGGGCAGGAUUGUUCUCAGCCGGCGCGUUAACGUGCUGUGCGUGGUAACAGUGGAUGUGCUCGUUCGGUCUCUUUCCAUCGCGACGUCAACAGCCAGUUUCUCUCCCUCUUCGAUACUGUGUGCCCUGUGCGGACUUCGACCGGUCGUCAUCCUGGAUAACGCUUGUCCUCCGUGGUGCAAAGCCCGCUUAGCAACCGCAACGCGAACUGAACGCUCGUCGGUGCUGAAUCAACAGGUGGGAAUCUGCGAACUAACAGGUGUAUCCCGGAUGGCGGGGACGUUGGUUACACGAUGACGGAACUGCAACCGUCGCCGCCAGGAUAUCGAGUCCAGGAUGAGGCCCCGGGCCCACCUUCCUGUCCUCCGGGCCCAUACAAGUACGCGAGUCACGGCCACGGGAGCGAGCCUACCAAUUUCAAGAGUACCUCGUCGUAUCCUCAGGAAGGUUAUGGCCUUAAGCAGAGUCCGUCUCGGACGGUGCCUCCUAACGAGUACUAUCGCCGCAGAAACGACGGCAGGAGGUCCGCAGAGAACGAGCACGAGGCUGCCAACGCAACAAAGAAAGCCACGGUUGCCGGUUACAACGAAAGUCACAAGAAGAAUACUGCAGGCUAUAAGAAUGACAGCGGGUACAGCGAGAGCCUCGGAUUCGACAGCUACACGCUCCCUCUCAAUGAGAGAGACGAAGCGUCUCCGCCGCCAACGCCGCCGGUCAGAGACGCGUCCAGCCUCAAAGGCGUCUGCUAUGGGCCAGGACACGAGAAGUAUCCUUCGUGGCCGAGCGCGCCGGAGAGGCACCCCGACGAGGACGUUCACAGCUCGGCUCAUAGCGGAUCCCAUCGUUCCAAGUCCUGGACCGAUCACACCAAUUACCCGAAGGAGAAGCCUGCCCAGUACACCAGACCGCACACGAAGAGGCCCAAUCCCACGUUCACGCAGCAGUUAAAGACCGUGAUGGAACGCUGCGAGAAGAUACCGGCCGAGACUUUCGAGUCGCGUAACAGGAACAAUGUGGAAGAGGAACCGAGAUUGUGGCCUCGCGUGGAUCGCGAGGGUAAAGCUCUGGGGGAUGCGGAGUACGUCGUGCCAUCGCCUCCUGAACGCGAGCAACAGACCAGUCAGACCCUCAGCCAUGCCGAUCUGGAAGCCUACGUCAGGAGCUACCAAGAUCCUCAAGUGUCCCAGGUGGACAUAUACCGGGAGGCAACUCUAACACAAGCAGGUCUCGAGGAAUACACGAGGGUGCAACAUUCACAGCAGGCCAGCUACGCACAAUCCGAAGGCUAUCACAGUUACGUUUCCAGCGUGGAUUCGACGACGAACACCCCGUUCCUCGACAGAUUGCGAAGAGACAGCGAGGCGGUGGCGCAGAGACCAGCUUCGACCUGGGAGGACACUUCCAGGGAGGGCAGAGACAGCGUAGUGACUACGUCGAGCGGAAGCGCCUCCAGUAGCGAGACCUUGAAAUGGCACGGUUCGAUGUCGGACGUCAGCGUUUCCAGCGGGCUACCAGCUCGACAGGGUGCGUCGGAUCGAUGGCACCACGGAUCGAUGUCGGACGUUAGCAGCGUGAACGGCGGAAUUUUGGCUCAAAAAUCCAGCAACGGGUGCCACGACAAGUGGCAAAGUUCCAUGAGCGACGUGAGCAGCACCAGCUUGUCGCCGACAACGAAGGGCAGACACAGCGAGAAGUGGCCGGACAAGUGGCAAGUGUCGAUGAACGAUCGCAACAAACAGAAUCAGGGUAGAUCCAGCCUGCCUGCAGUGAUCAAUCAUUGCAACGCGUCGACCAACGUGGCCGAUGUGUCGACGGUUCGGGAGAGCAAGUGGCAAGAGUCGAACAUCGACGAGGAAUCGUUGGCGGACAAGUCGCAGACGAGUAGCCAGUGGGACAAUUCGGUGCGAAUCGAAGCUGACAAAUACGGAUCCCUCGCUCAGCCGAUGUCUCAGAGUCCGAUACGUCAGCAGAUCGGCCCAUCGAGUCCGCAGAGCCCGGAGACUUGGAAUCCUAUUCACGGAUCGAUGUCGGACGUCAGCCAGACGAACGGACUUCCGUGCAGCAAACAGUUGAUCGCUCAUAGUGCCAGAGUACAGACACCGCAGAGACACCACUCCGAAAGCGUGCUGUAUUUAGAUCGAGAAAGGACCCAACGCAAACUGUAUCCCGUCAGCACCACGCAACCUCAAGAAUCCACGCAGUCCUCGAGAAUGAACUCAACGUUGCCGCAACAGCCGCAGAUGACAGUAGCGGAACGUAUAAACGAAUUGGAGAAACAGCAACAGCAGCAAAUGCGUUACACGUACUUGGAUCCGGAAAAACGCCAUCGGGUCUCUGACCCAACGUUGAAAGCCAUACAGAAGAAAGCGUUGCUCUCCUUUUACGAGAGACACCAUCAAGCCUCUUGGCGAUCCGAGCCACAGCUAGCCCAAGGGUCCGCCCCUGCGCCCCAAAGUCCACCGCCUCAACCGCCCCCGCGUCCCAGACCAUCCUCGUCCAGACGAGCCAGCUCUGCAUCCGAUUAUGCUAGCGGUGCUUGGAGAGAAAACGGUAACAGAAGUCAGAAUCAGGGUAACGGUGAUCUACCGAGUCCCAAGCAUCAGCACAGCAACAGCUGUGGCAGCCUUUCCACGGACUUAUUGGGGCCCGUUAUAGUCGGUCCGGCUAUAUCGAUCGACGAUUGGGUACCCGAGAGACCACCCAAGAAGCCACAUCUAAGAAACGUUUACAACGAUCGCGUGCCCAGCCCAGACUUGCCUCCACCUUCGCCUCCAACGGUGACCGAGAACGAGGUCCACGAUUGCGACGAUCCACUGCCACCUCCACCGCCCGAACUCAGCGACGACUGCUUCACAGACACACAGCAACGCAAGUCCAACAACGCGCACCAUCAACCGGAAGAGUCCAAGAUCCGCGACAGAUCCUGCGACCGUCACAAGCUCGAGAGACACUCGACGAGAAGAUCGAAGCACGGCUCUAAGAGAGAACACGACAAAUCCUCUGGGAAGUCCUCACCCAAUUCGCCCGCGAAACCAGUGGCCCAGGACCAGGAUCAGCAUCAGUUCGUCAGAGCUGCCAUAGCGUUGAAACACGUAGACUCCGAAAUGGUGCUGGAGAACGGUGUGUCUGCCGGAUUCGCUACACACAGAAUGGUGGCCACUGGACGAUCCAGCUUGAGAUACCCGUCUACUCAAAAGUUAAUGGUGAACGGCAGAGUGACGCCAGCGAGAAGAAUAUCCGAGGAGCGGCCUUUCCCAAGCAGACCUCCGGCGCAACUACCUGAUCUCAUAUCGCAGCGAUACAGCGAUUCCGGAAAUCAAAGGCCCGCUCCUCAGGUUCCAGUGGAGCCACGAAUCGUUCGACAAGAGUCCAUGAGAGUGGACAGAACGAGACUCGACGUCUCUGGCUUGCUCAGAAACGAUUCCACUCAGAGGUUGGAGUCGUCCUCCGGCCAGAGACCUCAGCCCCAAGUGCCCAAAAGUGUCGACAAAAGUGCCUCGAACGGUCAGUCGAGCCAGUCGCCUAGACCGAACUACUUGCCUGUCCCAGAGAACUCGAAGAGCGCCUCCAAGUACCUGGAGGGCGGAAAUCACGGCUUCUCGAUCGGUAGCCCCGUGAAGACGGGCUACGAAGCCAACUCGAAAAUGUUCCCCUCGGAAUCCAGUCCGCAAAAGUAUCACGAGCCUCCAAAAUACGUGCCGAAUCAUCAUCAACGCCAUGGUGACGCCACUCAGAGGAACUAUUACGCUUUGCCGCCCAAGUACAUGGACGCACCUAAGCAGAAGCCUCAGCCACAGUGCCCCACGGACAGAUACGGUGGUCCCGGGUCGCCUAGUUCCCCGCCACCGCCUCUGGCGCCACGACAAAACACUCCGGGCAGGAAAUCGCUACCGCCCCCGCCGCGGCCUGCUCCUCCGCAUGCGCUUCAAGGGAGCCAAUCGAAGGCCUCCUACCUGGCUUACCGGAGGGAACGUGGAGCGCCCGAUAGCGAGGGCAGCUACAAGAGAACCAUGUCACCGACGUCUCGCUUAGAGGAUUGGCCACCACCCCGGGAUCACGACGAUCCGGUUCUGCUGCGCGUCACGCCUCAUCAUCCGUUGCAGCACCAUCACCAUCACCAUCACAACAAUCACCAUCCUCAGCAGCCGGAGCUUUUGAAGUCGCACAGCGUGGACGCUCUUCAUCACCGGCUGGAGGAACGGACGGCGCAACAGCAACAACACUCCGCCGAGGUGAUCGGAAAGCUGUCGCACGAUUUGAACAAGAAACUUCAAGCAAGCGAGGCGAGGUCGCGAAACACGGAGAAUAAUAAUAACGAUAAUCUCGAGGAUCGACAUCAGCAUCACCAUCAUCAUCACCAUCAUCUGGAGAAGAGACAGCAGGAAAAGAGGCACGAUUACGAGCAACGUAGGGAACGAUUGUCGCCCCAGAGCGUCGAGGUCCUUAACGACAGGAACCGACAGCUGGAACGUGAACGCAGGAAGCUGGCGGCUAGCUGCGAACCCCUACCUCAGAACCUCAGAGAGAAGCAGUCCCGCAGCGUGGAGGUUCCCUCGUCGGUGGAAGAGGACUUCUUCCGCGAGAGAAGCGCCACGAUCGAGAUGACCUCGCAGAACAUAGAGCUCCUAAACCGUCGUAACGAAAAGAGAGCGAACGCUACGUCCACGUCGACCAACACGGUCGCCACCUGCGUCACGACGUCUUCUACGUCGACAACGAUGACGAUCGCGACGGACAGUUGCUGGUCGCGUGGGCAGGAGUCGCAAAAUUCCAUCGAAAGCUCGCCUACUGCCGACAGACCGCCACCGCCAAUGAGUUCGCCACCAAGAUCACCCAACCACGUCGAGAGAGACAGUCCAAGAGGAGCCGUUCCCAGACGGUCCGGAAGUUGUUCCAGUUCCUCGUCCUCAAACAGAUCGUCGGAUCCGCGCGUGUCGCCUCGAAGCUUGUCCAGCAGCUUCUCCAAGAUCGAAGGCUCCCCCACCAACAGGAAGGUUUCCAGUCCCACGCAAACGGACAACACCGGAUCCUCGAACAGAUCUAGCUCGCCUGCUCAAGUUCGUUCGAACCAAACGAACGAGAUUGAGCUGAGAGUGGACAGAUCGUCCUCGUCCGCGAAGUCUAGGUCGGGAGGCAGGUCCUCGACGUCCUCGAUUUCCAGCGUCUCUAAGGCGUCCUCCUCCUCGUCACCCAGGAACUCCCCGAUCGAGGGUGACAAAUCCUCUGCGCCUACGUCGCCGUGCGUGUCGCCUCAACUGGGAAUAGAGGGGCUGACACUGGUGCAACGCACCGAAGUAGUUCUUCGAGUGAACGCAGCCACCAGCGACGCUGCCUCGCAGACCGACAUCCUGGAAACCCAGGAGUCCGAGGUGUCCACCAAGAGCCACGAACUUCCUCUGUGUCGGAAGAAACUGCCCGAGGAGAUCGAAUGCGAAGAACUAGGCCGGGACCUAGCCAGCCAGCUCAACCCGAACGACAAACUGGUGCCCCUGCUAGUUCCAGCGCCGGAGCACAAGAAGCCCACCGACUACGUUUCCGGUCUGUUCAGGGUAGAGGCGACCUUGCAACCGAGACCGAGACGCCGACUCUCCCUUGAGGAACCCACGACCCCGUGUUCUGAAAAUGGAACCGACGACGAGAAAAAGCACGAAACGAUACCUUCCGCGCCGGUCACUCCGCUGUCGAGCGACUCGAGCAGCCCUCUGUCCCCGACGUCGGCGUAUUUCACCACGUCCGAGGGAAAAGCCAGGUUCCUGACCAGAUACUCGCGAGACGUGACCGUCGAGGGUUUGGCGCGCCAGGAGGAUGCUCCAUCGGUCGUUCCUACGGACAGCCUCGAUCUCAGGCAGAAAAAGGAGGAGCUGAUGACGAGGCUCGACAAGAAACUGGUAGUCCUCAGGGCCGAGCAAGAGGCCGUGCGAGAAGAGGGAGAGGUGAACGAAGCCCUGGGUGCACGAGUCGCCACGCGGAUUUCCGCGGUCGCCCGAACGGCCGAAGCGUCCAAGUAUCGGCUUCACGUGGAGGAAGUCGGCAAGAUCACGAGUCUUCUUCUAGGUCUCAGCGGCAGACUGGCUCGAGCGGAGAACGCCCUCUACGGAAUGCCAGCCGAUCAUGCGGAAAGAAAAAUCCUGGAAAGCAAGAGGGACAAGCUGAUGGACCAGUUGGAGGAGGCGAAGAUCCUGAAGGGGAACAUCGACAAGCGGAGCGUGAAUGUCUCUACGAUCCUGUCGAAGUACCUGAACGCGGAGGAAUUCGCCGACUAUCAGCACUUCAUCAACAUGAAGGCGAAGCUGAUCGUGGACGGGCGUGAGAUCCAGGACAAGGUGAAACUCGGGGAGGAGCAGCUAGCCGCGCUGAGAGAAGCGAUCGACUAGUCGUAAUAAUGAACCGAUCGCACGAGAAACGCGUGGCCGCGUUCGUAACGCGCUCGAGCGGCGCGCGUUGAAGCAACCAUCGCUUGGAAUGCACGUAUUUUUAAACGUCUCAACCAUGAAUCAACGAUAGGAUGGAGGCGGGCGUAACUCCAUUUGUUCAAUGGCGACUCGUCGAAUUUCGUAAACGUAUUUUACGCGUAUCUUCGAAUCGGUGAAUGGAAAGUGAUAAAACCUAAUCGGUAGUUUGAAAUUAUUUUUGAACGCAUGUUUCAUUGUAUAUAUAAUAUAUGUAUCCUUCGAGUCCUAGACGGACGAAGCGUCGUCGAUCGUUCUUUCCUUGCGAACAAAAUUGUAAUUGUUUCCGGAAUUUUUCAUAUGCGUAAAAACGUCACCGUUCGCGCGAGAUUCACGAUCUAGAUGAUCUCUCCUAGCGCCGUCCAGAGACAGCCUAGUCGUUGACGAGCUCGCGUCUAUGGUCCGCGAACGAAAAGAGGAUAAAAGUCAUAAAAAGAAGAUUCUUGCGUGCACGGGUGACCACGAACGAGACCGUUCGUAAUUCGCGAAAUUCGAUGUACCCGUUCGAUCCUUUACGCGACGCGUGCGAGCGUUGAAAUCUCUGAUCGGCGUGGAAAUGUUUCGCGACACGUGUGUUCGGUGUUAUCGGGUCGAAUAAAAAUUUUUACGCGUCCCAAGCGAGCCAGCCGUCUAUCCGAAAUUCGUACGUAGGUUUUCUCGACGAUGAAACCGCUGUCGUUCCUGUUCGCUGCUGUAAAACAGAGACACAGUUGACCGCGGUCGUGCACAGCUUACGGAUAGGUUUCGUUUUACCUGUGCGGCGCAAUAUUCGUUCGUGGCAGCGCGUGUCGCGGGGUUUCUUGACCUAGAAUUACUUCUGGUGCCUUCUUAUAUACGAUAUGUGAUAUAAGGGUAAGGAGUCACGUGGUCGUGAGAUAUAUCUGAACGAUACAGGCAAACCGAGCGACGCGGUAACAUGUAUAUAACGAAAGAAGAAGAGAAAGGUAGCUUUAAGAGGUGAUACAUUGUAGGAACCACGCAUACACACCACGCAUACAUUCACAUACACACGGACACAGUGACAAGAGGUGCGCGGACGCGCACGAGACACGCAUCGUAAACCAUUAUACAUGCUCACGUAUACAACGAUUACUAUUUUUUACGUUUUGUUCUAACCCCAGGGGCUCUCGUGAGCCCCUAUGACGCUUGUGAUCUUACUUACUUCUGUACGACCGUACCAAGGACUCUCGAAAACGGAUACGAAAAGUAGAUCGAAAGGAUUUCGAGACUCUAUGGUGGUCUUACGAAAAAUUUUAUGCCUCGGUCGUUUUCGAAACUAUCAUUUCGUUGCUCCUAUUUCCUCCACAAUUUUCACCUUUGUUUCGCGAAUGCAUCCUGUCUUCUCCGUAACGAUCGCGAUCGAUCUCGACCAGAGAUGAGCAGGAUAUCGAUAUACAAAUUUCAGUCGUUCACGCGUUGUUUUGUUCUGAUAAAAGUUAUAAUCUGAAUCCACGUGAAACGAACAAAAAUUUAUAAAGUGGGAUUAUUCGUUGUCUACCGUUUGACUAAAGUUUUUCUCAUCUCUGAUAUCGAAGACCAGAUCCAAGGGACGGAGAAGACGCUACGGACGAAAUUCGAAGGGAUGAAUCCUCCGGUUUUUUGAGCUCGGUAAUGAAAUAUUUACCAGUAGACUCAAAGAUUCCGAGAUGGAAUCCGUCUUCUUAACCGUUCCAGCGAACGGUUCGCGGCGUGGUCGCGCGACUGGUUGCCAAUUUUGGCAAAAUUUGUAAUAAUCGUAAUAGUAAUUGAAGUAUUCGAAACUUCGAGCGACGAUGGAGUGGAAGUUAAAACACAUCCUAGCUCUCGUUCGCAAUUAUUGUUACUAUAGUUGGAAUUAAUGUCAUGGAUAGAAAUCCGAUUGAAAGGGUUUAUAAAUAAUGUAUCCAUUUUGAAGUAAUCGAAUUUAUCUAUUUUGGAAUGUUCCAAAUUAAUCAGCUGCAGACAGGAAUAGAAUUGUGUUUCUGAUGAAAUACCUAGGUUCGUGAUUCUUUUGCUAUCACGGUAUUUAAGAUCGAUGAAAUUUAACUACGAGACAAUUCGUAAAUGGCGCGAGAGCACGAUCUGCCAGGCGAGCCGUGUCGCGAGGGACGGAGAGCAAAAUUUGUAGCGCGCGUGAAAGACUGAGCAGAGGGCAUAAAAUUUUGCGGCACAUUAUAGUCAGUUUCUGUUCCUCGUUUGUUUCUCGAUGUUCGCAUGAUAUAACGGCGGCGGUACUGUAAUCUCGCCGUCCGUCCUGUCAGAAAUCUGCCACAUUUUCGUAAUCUGCUUGUAAGCAGCGUUACGCGUCGCGACUCAUCGCGACAGACACGCGCGGAAAAAGAAAUUGUAUAUAAAACGAGUUCUCAUUCGCUGAUAGAGGAAGAAAAAAAACCAUGGUGCUCUGCAUAAUCUAUUUUUUACGAGAAGAAACGUUCCAUUAAUGCGUAGGCUAUUUACAUAUACUCUAAGGUCAUUAAUAUUUAAUAGUGCUCCACUGUGUACAUACUCUCUACAGCAUACAAUUUAGUUUUUAACGUGAUGCGAGGAGAACCCGUUUAAACAGUCCACACGCUGUACACGCGUUCAUACGUAUGACACACGUAUACACACACACAUACAUACACGUACGUCACACAUAUACACACGUAAGCGACGACGCUAGGUCGUUGAUAGUCUGACAAUAUUAUCGCAUAUUUCGAAUGUAUUACGAAAUCAUUACGAUAACUACCUUUCCCAAACUCGCUUGCAAUAAAUA